UAACAUUUCUUUAUAGCCUCAAGGGCAAAGAUGACAGUUAGCUCCAAAUUUCGAGGGACAACUAAGAAUCAUACUUAUCCACAGCCUGAAGGAAUUCUAGGUGAUGAGAUGGUGAAAUAUGGCAUGAAUUAUGGAGAAGAAAACCCAUUUGGCCAGAGCCUGAUAGAAACAGGAGAGGCAUUACAACAGAUGGCAGAAGUGCGCUAUGCUCUUGAAGACAAUGUCAAGCAAAACUUUCUGGAACCUCUUCAUCAGUUGCAGACCAAGGAUUUGAAGGAUGUUUUGCAUCACAGAAAGAAGCUUCAAGGAAGAAGGUUAGAUUAUGACUGCAAAAAAAGAAAACAGGCCAAAGGGACUCAUGUCACAGAAGAUGAAAUUAAACUUGCAGAAGAUAAGUUUGAAGAAUCCUUUAACCUAGCCUCUAUGGGAAUGCAUAAUAUGUUGGAAAAUGACGCUUUACUGAGGUUAUAUCAGAUUGUUCAUUUGUGGGACACUUGGCUUUGA
This is a messenger RNA of Limulus polyphemus (Atlantic horseshoe crab), 504 nucleotides long. RefSeq names its product endophilin-A-like. The record is from RefSeq and is a predicted model, not a curated record. Gene Ontology annotation, cellular component: cytoplasm. The coding region runs from base 31 to 504 and encodes 157 amino acids. The transcript is spliced from 5 exons. Lineage: Eukaryota; Metazoa; Arthropoda; Merostomata; Xiphosura; Limulidae. Gene Ontology annotation, molecular function: protein binding.